This is a messenger RNA of Dromaius novaehollandiae (emu), 1632 nucleotides long. It is a transcript of the gene CDK5R1, whose product is annotated as cyclin dependent kinase 5 regulatory subunit 1. NCBI's taxonomy places the organism in Eukaryota, Metazoa, Chordata, Aves, Casuariiformes, Dromaiidae. Gene Ontology annotation, biological process: axon guidance; brain development. The coding region runs from base 178 to 1071 and encodes 297 amino acids. Gene Ontology annotation, molecular function: cyclin-dependent protein serine/threonine kinase activator activity; protein kinase binding. The record is from RefSeq and is a predicted model, not a curated record. The transcript has a single exon. Gene Ontology annotation, cellular component: cytoplasm; protein kinase 5 complex; growth cone.
CGCCGCCGGGAGCGCGCGCGGCGGCGGGGCGGGGCGAGGCGCGGCGCUGAGCGGCGGCGGCGGCGGAGCGGGCAGCGAGCGCGGGGCCGCGCCGGGGCCGGGGCCAGGGCCGGGGCCGGGGCCGGGGCCGGGGCCGGGGCGGGCGCGGGCGGCGGGGCCCGCCGGUCGGCCGGCGCCAUGGGCACGGUGCUGUCGCUGUCGCCGAGCUACCGGAAGGCCCCGCUGUUCGAGGAGGGGGCGGCCACGGUGGGGCACUACACGGCGGUGCAGAACAGCAAGAACGCCAAGGAGAAGGGCCUGAAGCGGCACUCGCUCAUCUCGGUGCUGCCCUGGAAGCGCAUCGCCGCCGUCUCCGCCAAGAAGAAGAGCUCCAAGAAGGUGCAGCCCAACGGCGGCUACCAGAGCAACGUGACCCACCUCAACAACGAGAACCUGAAGAAGUCGCUCUCCUGCGCCAACCUCGCCACCUUCGCGCCGCCGCCGCCCGCCGCCGCCGCCGCCGCCGCCGCGCUCGCCUCGGCGCAGAAGGCGCCGCCGGCCGCGCCCGCCGCCGCCGCCACCCCGCGCCGCGUCGUGGUGCAGGCGUCCACCAGCGAGCUGCUGCGCUGCCUCGGCGAGUUCCUCUGCCGCCGCUGCUACCGCCUCAAGCACCUCUCGCCCACCGACCCCGUGCUCUGGCUGCGCUCCGUGGACCGCUCGCUGCUGCUGCAGGGCUGGCAGGACCAGGGCUUCAUCACGCCGGCCAACGUGGUCUUCCUCUACAUGCUGUGCCGGGACGUCAUCUCGGCCGAGGUGGCCUCGGACCACGAACUGCAGGCCGUGCUGCUCACCUGCCUGUACCUCUCCUACUCCUACAUGGGCAACGAGAUCUCCUACCCGCUCAAGCCCUUCCUGGUGGAGAGCUGUAAGGAGGCCUUCUGGGACCGCUGCCUCUCCAUCAUCAACCUCAUGAGCCCCAAGAUGCUGCAGGUCAACGCCGACCCGCACUACUUCACGCAGGUCUUCGCCGACCUCAAGAAGGAGAGCGGCGCCGAGGAGAAGGGCCGCCUGCUCAUCGGCCUCGACCGGUGAGCGGGGCCCGGCCCCGCCGCCGCCGCCCCCGGGGACGCUCCGGCGGCCGAGCCCCUCCGGUUUGUGUGUCCUCCCCCCCCCCCCCCCAAAAACCGGUCCCCCCCCCCCGUUUUCCAUCCCCGCGCCCCCCCCCCCCCCCGGAGCCGCCGGGCGCGGACACGGCGCAGGGACAAGUUGGGCUUUUUUUUCUUAAUGGCUUGAAGGUCACAAGCGCCUCCCCCCCCCCCAAAACCUUCCCCCCGGGGGGGCUUCAUCAGCCGCGGCGGGGGGGGCAGAGGUGCAAGGAGCUGCCGGCUAGACGGGCGCGGCGUUAAUGCAGACAAAGAGCAGGUACGGGGAAAAAAAUAUAUAUAUAUAUGUGUGUGUGUAUAUAUAUAUUUUUAUAUAUAUAUAUAUAUUUAUAUAUGUAUUUUUAUAUAUAUAAAAAUAUAUAUAUAUAAAAAUGCUGGAAAGGGUUUCUCAAACCGGUGCUCCGGCCGUGUCAGAGCCGAUGGCAGCGAGCGCUACGGCACGGAGCCGGGCCCGACACCCCCCCCCCCCCGGUACCCCCCUUCCCCCGGU